CCUACUGAACACACUCUUUCUCGGUGCACAGGCCAUAUCCAUGAAAGGGGAAAGGGUGGAAAUAUGAGCAUGGUUUCAGUCAAAAAUCCGUUUUCUUGAUUUUCACUCCUUUCUUGUACGCAUUUCAAGAUUGUCAAGUCGUACUCGUAUUAACGGUAUAUCUUCUUUGUGAUCGGAGGUAUGGCUUAAAUGCACGGUGCCAUUGAAUCUUGAUGCUUUUCCGGUGGACAUUUGCUCAAAUCACCUACGAAUUCACAUGUUAUACUUUCUUUAAACAGUAACUUGAACAAAUCUUGUUUCAGUGCCCAAAAUCCAUUUCGAGCCCCGAGAAAUUUGGGCUUUAAUUGCGUCGUAUGAUCUUCACGCCGACAGAUCACACCGCCAAAAUAAUUGCAUGCAGUCGGCCGCCAAAGAAUUGCAUGUGGACGGCCACUCUAUUUAAGACAGUUGCGUGCAACAAUUUCAGCAGCUUCUCAGUCUGAGAAUUCUUCUCAAAUGCAUGCAUGGAAGGUAGGGCAGGGCGUAGUUUGAUGGCUGAAGGUAGUGGAGGGUCUGCUGAUAAAGCGCUCGAUAUUUCUCCUCUUUCUUUCGUGUUGCCUCCGGAACACAUCGCUGCAAGAAAGAAGACGCGUGAGUAUAGAGAGUACCACAGGGAGCGGUAUUCUCAGAUAAAGGAGGGCGCUGUCAAAGGCAAUGAUAAGCCAACGAUAAAAAUUAAAGAACAGCUGGCACCUGAGAUUACGAAACAUGAAGUGCCGAGAUACAGAAGCUCAGAAGAUGCAGAAGUGCUGAGAUACAGAGGCUCAGAACACGCAAAAUUGCCGAGAUACAGAGGUUCGGAAGAUGCACAAGUGCUUAGAUACAGAGGUUCAGAAGAUGCAGAAGUGCGGAGAUGCAGAGGCUCAGAACACGCAAAAGUGCCGAGAUACAGAGGCUCCGAACAUGCAGAAGUGCCGAGAUACAGAGGCUCGGAAGAUGCAGAAGUGCUGAGAUACAGAGGCUCCGAUCAUGCAGAAGUGCCGAGAUACAUAGGCUCGGAAGAUGCAGAAGUGCUGAGAUACAGAGGCUCCGAACAUUCAAAAGUGCCGAUAUACAGAGGCUCCGAACAUGCAAAAGUGCCGAGAUACAGAGGCUCCGAACAUGCAAAAGUGCCGAGAUACAGAGUCUCGGAAGAUGCAGAAGUGCUGAGAUACAGAGGCUCGGAAGAUGCAGAAGUGCCGAGAUACAUAGGCUCAGAACAUGCAGAGAAAAGAAAUGGAGGAGAAAUGGACCUGAGAGAUUCGAGAUUGAGCGGUAACUCUGAAAGAAAAAGUGAAGGACAAGAAAUGUCAACUGAAGAGAGAGUAAGGUUUUUAUUGUCCAAAUAUUAUGCACUACUUAGAUGGCUGGAACAAAAGGAGGAGGCAGCGGGUCGUGUUUUUUCUGCACAGAGCAAGGCCAAUCUGCAUCAGGAAGCAGUGAACGUCCUAAGAUCAUGGUGGGAAAGUCUUCCAAAGAAACAUUUAGGGCAUGUCCCGGGAAUUCCAGUUGGAUAUGAAUUCCAGUCGCGAGUAAUGCUGAAUAUGUUGGGCAUGCACAGACCACCUCAGGCUGGUAUUGACUUCCUUGGAGAAGAAGAAACAGAACUAGGGGUUACGCUAGUCACCAGCAUUCUGUUAGCUGGCGGUUACGAAGACAAUAUUGAUAAUGGAGAAGUGAUUAUAUACACCGGGCAUGGUGGAAAUGAUUAUGAAAAGAGUAAGAAACAAAUUAAGGAUCAAGAACUCACCAAGGGGAAUAAGGCCCUGGUCAAUAGCUACCGGCAGAUGAAACCUGUGAGGGUUAUCAGAAAAUGCAUGUCCAGUGAUAGGGAAUGCCACAGCUUUAGAUAUGAUGGGCUGUACAUGGUUGAGAAUUGGUGGACCGAUAAGGGACGGUCAGGGUUUUGGGUCUACAAGUUCAGGCUCAAGAGACAACAAGGUCAGCCUCCUUUACUUUCUAAUGUCGUCCAAUUUAAGCGCAAUUCACAGCGCAAAAAUCAAGUUGCUGUAAUUAAAGAAGACAUUGCAGAAGGGCAAGAUAAGUUCCCCAUCGCUGUUGUAAAUUCUGUAGAUAAUGUAUAUGCUUUAGGCGAGUUCAAGUAUGUACGUACUGUAAAAUAUCCUAAGUGGUUGAGCAAACCUGCUGUUCCGGAAGGUUGCCGCUGUUUAGAAGGAUGUACAGAUGAUAAGGAGUGUCUUUGCGCCAGAAGGAAUGGAGGAAAAUUCCCUUACACACUGAAUGGGAGGCUUGUUAAAAGCGAGCCAGUAAUUUACGAAUGCGGUCCUUGCUGCCGGUGCCCACCGAGCUGCCGGAAUAGGGUUUCUCAACAUGGAUUGAAAUAUAAGCUUGAUGUCUUUAGAACUCCAAGAAAUCGUUGGGGUGUGCGAUCAGAAGAUUUUAUAGAGGCAGGGGAUUUUAUCACAGAAUACACAGGAAAUCUCAUUGCAGAUCCCACUUCGUAUGCCUCCCCAAGCGAAAUGAUGUUUCCAAUUGCAUCCAUACCAAUGGAAGGAAAUUGGGGUGACCUUCAUGGAAUAGUUGAGGAUGAGGAUGUCACGGUCUUACCUUCACAGAUUGUUGAGAAUGCGGGUUUCUGUGUCGAUGCAACUACAAGUGGGAACGCAAGCAGGUUUAUAAGCAGAAAUUCUAGACCAAACCUAUGUGCCCAAUAUGUUCUCUAUGAUCAUCAUGACAUUAGAAUUCCCCAUGUGAUGAUUUUCGCUACAGAAAACAUCUCGCCAAAGCUUGAGCUAUCGAUCAAUGCAUCUGUUCAACAGAACACCAUUAAACGGUUUUGCUCCAAUGUAAGAUACACUGGUAAAGCAAGUUCACUCAGUCAACGCACGAAGUUUGGUUGAUGGCUUAAAUUAUCUUGAAGCACGAGGCACAUGACAUAUUCUCUUUAAGUGCCAACUUUUUUGGAGCGAAUUGAUAUAGACAAUCUUACUCGGCAACGGCCUCAAAAGAAUUUAGGACGACUAAUGGAGUUGUACAAUUGAAAAUGUCAGAAAUAUGUAUAUUUGUAGAUGGUUACAACUUACAGGUAUAAUCAAGGAAAAUAUACGAUAAUUUUGCAGAAGUUGCAGAUCUAAUCAAGAAAAUUAUAAGAUCAGCCACCUCCUAUGGCAUGAUGAAUGUGUCCUAUUUCAUGGCAUCUUGUUGGUUGGCAAGUUUAAAUCUGAAAUAUUCACAAAUGAUAGCAUUUGGUAACAAUAACCUAAGACAACCAUGUUUCAAAGAAUGGUGUAUGACAGUCAAUACCUUACUAUGGCAUUUCUUUCACAAGGCAUAUUGGAAGUGCAAAUGGAAUUUAAGUAUGAGUUUAAAACGUAAAAUCAGGGAAAUUUAAAAAUAUGGGAAAGCCUUAGAACAGAAUAGAAAUUUUUUAAUGCCCAAGUA
Cryptomeria japonica (Japanese cedar) is the source of this 3420-nucleotide messenger RNA. Its product is annotated as histone-lysine N-methyltransferase, H3 lysine-9 specific SUVH4. Gene Ontology annotation, molecular function: histone methyltransferase activity; protein binding; zinc ion binding. Gene Ontology annotation, cellular component: nucleus. The transcript has 2 exons. The coding region runs from base 504 to 2879 and encodes 791 amino acids. The record is from RefSeq and is a predicted model, not a curated record. Lineage: Eukaryota; Viridiplantae; Streptophyta; Pinopsida; Cupressales; Cupressaceae.